Fusarium graminearum PH-1 is the source of this 1149-nucleotide messenger RNA. RefSeq lists its product as uncharacterized. NCBI's taxonomy places the organism in Eukaryota, Fungi, Ascomycota, Sordariomycetes, Hypocreales, Nectriaceae. The record is from RefSeq and is a predicted model, not a curated record. The transcript has 2 exons. Bases 1 to 1149 code for a protein of 382 amino acids.
AUGUCGUCAGAUUACGAAGAACCGAAAUUACACCCUGGGCCACACUUGGAGCUAUUCAAUCCAGUCCCGGAACCACUCCCGGAACCUGACAGGAACUUUCACAAGUUUUCCUCCCUUCCUCCGGAGCUUAGGAUUAUGAUUUGGCGGGAGUCUCUCGCCUGCUCGCGCUUAAUCACAAUAGUUAAAAUCCCCCAGUACUUGGAAUUGAACCCCGCUCUUUUUGUUAACCAAGAGUCUCGAGACAUCGCCUUGUCAUACUACCGCAUUCGAAUCCCGUGCAUCAGCCCUCGUGACAAGAUUUAUGAAGGGGAUGUGAACGGGAUAUUCUACUUCAACCCCGACUACGAUACUGUCGUAGUGUUUGGGAACGAUCGGUUAGGUUCAUGGGCGAAUGAAUUUGUUAAGUUCGCUCAGGAGGUUCAGGCUGCUGAUACAAAACAACUGGGUCUCAGAAAUGUUGCUUUCCACGCAGUGCCACGGCGGUUGCAGAAUAUUGCGGCACUUGAAAAAUUAAGUCAAAACAACGGGCUUAGGCAGGUCAUGUCUGGGCUUUGCAGUGUCACGUUUGUCCUGGCCGUAUAUCGACAAGGAGAGUGGAGCUCAAGUCCAGCCAGCCGCUCUAGAUAUAGACGCAGUAUCCCAGCCAACGGUAUGCGAUACACCUGCUUCCAAAGAGUGCCUCAGGAUCCCAGACCUAUCCAACAAGAUUUGAGACACGACUUUGCGCAGAUACGCGAAACCGGUUCCGAUUUUGAACAGCUCCUGGAUAUUCGGCCAUCUGCAUCCACUUGGAUCCAUCUUCGACGUACCUGGAAACUGCAGAGCCCAUGCGAGCAUAAGUUUAGUCUUACAUCCCGUAUGAGGUUUUCUUACGACAGAAGUAGCAUUCUGUGGAUUCUUAAAAGCGAUAACCGCGUUUGGCAGAACUCCCUUAUCUCGAUAAAGAGGGCGGGCUUAAUACCGAAAGGAGAAGAAACAUUCGAAGAGUUAAAGACAGCUCCUCAGACAGCUAUUGGGUUUUGGAUCUUCCCCGUGGACGCACUAGGACUGACACCGCCUGAAGGGGCGCCUGGUUAUACUGGGGAGGAGUCUGCGGUGCUCGAUCUCACUGCAUAUCACCCGGAGCUGGGACUAUGUGACAUUGACUAA